Messenger RNA from Chironomus riparius, 3581 nucleotides. NCBI's taxonomy places the organism in Eukaryota, Metazoa, Arthropoda, Insecta, Diptera, Chironomidae. The record is from the annotation of a GenBank genome assembly.
AAUUUGUUUGGAAAAGUUUAAGUGGCACGAAAAAAAGUGAAAAAAUAAGUUAAAUAGACUAUAUUUGUGUGAAAAAAGACUAUAAACACUUAAAAAAGACUAUAAAGAAAGCAGUGAAUUUGAAAUUCAAACGUAAAAGCUUAAAAAUAUUGAUUAUUGAAGUGCAUUAAUGUUUGCUGAGCGAAUGAAUAAUAAAGGAAAUCAUCAAGGAUACAAUAAUGAUAAUUCAUGGGGUGGACAAAAUGUGAGAAAGUCUUAUGAUUAUUAUAAUCAAAACAGCAAUCGAGGUGAUUAUCAACAACAUGAUGGCGGUAAUAAAAUUGAGCAACGAAUGCAAAACUUGCGUUUCGAUAAUAACAAUGGAUCGUCUGGUAACCAAAAGUCUGGUAACAAUGCUGAACAACAUAAAGAACCGAAGAAAAUGACUUGGGCAACAAUUGCCAGUCAACCAGCAAAGCCUCAGAUAAAUGCAAGUACAACAAUUAAGAAGAAGGGUCCAGGAAUCAAUAAGAAUUAUACAGAUAAUAAGGCUCCACCACCGCCUAUGAUUCCGGGUAAACAUAGUAUGGAAUUAAAUGAUGGUUGGGAUACACCGAAGAAUAAUCCAUUAGUUCCACCUUCUCCACCAAUUAUAACGGCACCGCCCGUUGAUUUGUCACUCGAUAAGCAAAAUUCGAAUUUUGAUGGUGAACCAAAUUGGCCAACACCAGGACAAGCUGAAUCGCAAGUAAAGGAUCAGCAACAAGGAAAUCAACAGCAACAACAACAACAUAAUUCUCAAAAUUCUAAUAAUAAUAAUCAUAAUUCACAAGCUCAGUCACAGCCACAAUAUAAUAACAGCAACAACCAUAAAUAUGAUAAAUAUGAUAAGUACGAUAAAUACGAUAAAUACGAUAAGUACGAUAAGUAUGAUAAGUAUGAGAACAACAAUCAGCAACGUGGAUAUCAGAUGAACAAUAGUAAUCAAAACAGCAGCAACAGCAACAAUUAUCACGGACGUCAAUAUAAUCAAAAUACUGGCCAAAAUCAACACUAUAAUAAUUCAAACUAUAAUGAUUACCAGAAACCUUAUCAUCAACAUCCAAAUCAAAUGCCCACAGCUCCACCACAAAAGUACGAUCAAGCACCAAUAACUCGUUCUAUGCAGGCACCGCUUCCACAACAACAACAACAACAACAACAGCAGCAGCAACAACAAGUGCCACCAGCACCAUUGUCAACUUCAUCGUCAAACGACUUUAAUAAAGGUUCUUCGAUUGAAAAGAUUGAUGAAAACGUUUUGGAUCAAUUACGUGUCAAGAAUCAAUAUAAUCCAUCUGAUUUGGACUUGUCCUUGGUUGACAAUGCACGAUUCUUUGUAAUCAAAUCAUAUUCAGAGGACGAUAUUCAUCGUAGCAUCAAGUAUGAAAUUUGGUGUUCAACCGAGCAUGGAAACAAACGUUUAGAUCAAGCAUUCCGUGAACGUGAAAAGGAAAAUGGCGUUAUUUAUUUGUUCUUUUCAGUCAACAGUUCAGGUCAUUUCUGUGGCGUUGCACAGAUGAUGACACCCGUCGAUUACAAUUCCAAUUCAAGCGUAUGGUCACAAGACAAAUGGAAGGGAUCUUUCCGUGUUAAAUGGGUUUAUGUUAAAGACGUUCCAAAUACACAAUUGCGUCAUAUUCGUUUAGAAAAUAACGAGAAUAAGCCAGUUACUAAUUCACGUGACACACAAGAAGUUCCAAACUCACAUGGAAUAUCAAUUUUGAAGAUUAUACACAGCUAUAAGCAUACGACAUCGAUCUUUGACGAUUUUACGCAUUACGAAAAGCGUCAGGAAGAGGAAGAUACUCGUAAGAAUGAAAAUGAUGGUGGCUAUCAAAAGCCCAUGACAUUGCCAGCAAGUCACCAUUCGACACAUAAUCGCGAAAAUAAUCAGCGUCAGCAACAGCAACAACAAUACGAAGGCGGUAGAUCAUUUGAUCGCGACUAUAAUAACGGAGGUGGAGGUUUUGAUCGAGGAAAUUUCAAUAACGGAAACAGUUUUAAUAAAUACAAUUCCGGCGGCUACAAUAACGAUUUUAAACCAUUCAAUAACGGACGAGGUAACUAUCAUAAUAAGAGAAACGACUUUCGUAAUGAUAGAAACGAUCGCAAUGGUGACCAACCUGGAAUUUAUCGAUCAAAAGAUUAUCAACAAAAUGAUGACUUCGGAAAUCGUGGGGGAUAUCGCUCGGAUCGUGGUGGAUCUCGUGGACGUGGCGGUUUUCGUUCAAUGAAUCAUAAUAACUAAGUGUGUUAAGGAAAUUAAAAGAAAAAAAAAACAAGUUGCAUAGAAAAAAAUAAUAAACUAAGCACUUAAAUUGAGCAAAAACAUGAACCUUUGCAUGAAAAAAUAAGUAAAAUUACAAUUAAUAAAAAAAUAUAAACAUUUAACGCUAGUUUGAAGUGGCCCAAACAUUUUUCGAUGAACAUUAUACUACAAAAAGUUAAAAAAAUGCAAAAAAAAAUAUAUAUUUUAAGUGGAAACAGAGUGAAACAAAAUAAAUACGGUGGGACUUUUUAUGCACUCCUAUAAACUUUAAUUCAAACAUAAAAAAAAACUUUCAAAAAUCCAAAAAAAAAAUAUUAAUUUUUCUAAACACUAAUGGAUGAACAUUUAAACAUGGAACAUUUGAUAUAUUUGAUGUUUAUAGUCUAAAUGAAGAAAAAAAUAAGAAACUUAAGAUAUAAGUGCAGUGUUUUUUGCCCGAAAAAAACAUGAAUUAAGUGAGAAAACAUAAAAAAAAGGUUAAAUUAACAUAAAUCGCAGAACAUUUACGAGAAAUGGAACUUAUACAAUAUAUUCUAUAUUAAAAUUUAAAUUUAAUGGAGAAAAAUAUGCAAAAAAAUCAAGUUUAGUGUCAAAAAGAAACUGUGCUUCAUACAUUCAUCAAUAUUUCAAUUAAUUAAAAAUCUACAUUUGAGAAUAAUUCGCUCGCGGUGUGUGACUGAAGAGAAUCCUCAAGAAGAUGAAGAUUAAAUAAAAAUAAUAAUAAUAAAAAUUUAGUGAAUAAACAAGUGAAGUUUUUACUUUAUUGAGGACUCUACUAGGUUUUUCAUCAUUUACCACACCACCCAAAACACGACACUACGACUAAUUCCUAGAUUUUUUGUUCUCUCUCAUAUUUUAUCUUAUUUUAUAUAGCAGGACUAAUCGCAAUCUACCCACGAAUUGGAGAAAUUCAACAAUUUUAGCUCUUAAUUAUUAACUUUAAAGCUGCUUUCUUUGUCAUUUUAAAGAGAAAUUCAUUCAAUUUUAUCAUUUUAUUGAGAAACUGAAGGACGUGGACGAGACAUUUUUAAUCCUUUUUUCUUCUUUGUAACUUUUAAGCAAUUAAUGUAACUAGUUAGAAUCAUAGAAUGUGUGAGAAAUUGUAAUAACAUUUAGUUUAAAACAAGGUUCAUAAAUACUUUGUAUAACUUGACUUUUUUGUUCUUUUUCUAAACAAACAACCGAAAACAUAAACACACAUACAUAUACACACUGAAAUCUGAAUUAAAUUACAUUAAAGAGAUGAUAAAGAUAAUGAUAAUAAAAGUAUAUCUAAUUUCAUGGAAAAGUA